UAACGCACUUUUCAUUUUGUUUGCACAUGCAUAUACUCUUCUUUUUAAUGUACCUGCCAGGUAAGGCUCCGGAAAACUCUUCAUUCGGCCAUUCGAUAAGACAGACAGUUUCUUUAUUCAGUGUUAGCAGCUGGUAUGUAUGAAAAGUACGGAAAAGAGUGAGUAUUAACACGGGACAGGUACUGAACACUUCAAAAGGUCACGUGAAAAUAGGAACUGUUCCAUGACCUGAGAGUUCCACCGAUCCUAUUGUGUCUGCAAAGAUGCCCCUGUUUCAAGGCUCCUCUGCCCAUGCGGUGAAGGACCGGCCCAAGUGGAGGAAGACUCUGCGCAGUAGGGUGUCAGAGGAGGACGACUCGUUGGCUUCACUGACGCAGCUUUGUCUGCUGAGCUUGGCUGACAAUAUGAAGAAGGUGUGGGUGAAGGAUUAUGCUGACAACUACAUGGAUAUCUAUUCUUUCAGAUACAUCAUGGGGCCUUUCAAUUUCCUCUCGGGUGAGCUGGUGGAGGAGCUGACAUGUCUGCUGUGCUCUCAAAAGAAGCUUUCCCGUGCUGCCCUCCACCUCCUGCUAGUGCCACAGCUGAGAGGUCUAUCUCUGGAAAAAUUCCCUGGUCUGGUCACCCCCGCCCUGUGUGCCAUUAUUGCAGCACGGUGCCAGGGGCUCCACCGCCUCAACCUAUCCGGAGCCCAGCAACUUCCAUCCAAGGCUCUAUCAGAGACACUCCGGUGUCUCCCUGUGCUGCGUUCACUUUCCCUGUCGGGCACUUCAUGCGACAGCGGCAUCAUCCGGACCAUCGUCUUUCGGUGCCCUUUGCUGCGCCAUUUGGAUGUAUCCGGGUGUCACUUUCUCCCCCCCGCUGCACUCCUUCCCCUUGGAGCUCUCCUUCCAUCGUCUACGUGUUCGCCUUCCAGCUCCUCCUCUUGCACGUCGGUGUCUCCGCUGCCUCUCUGUAGUUUGCUGGCUCUUGAUAUCGGCUUUGGGGAAGAGGAGGGAGACCUUGCGGCGGUGGUGGCCUACCUGCUCCUUUCUCUGCCCCACCUGGAGAGGCUGGCCGCGGAGGGACUCUCACAGGCUUGCCGGCUGAUCCAUCGCAGAGACUUUACACAGGUGAAUUCAUUCGCUGUUCGAGAAGGGCUACCCAGGUUGGAGGAGGUGUGGAGGGAUAGGAGGCGCAUGCAGCACACUGAUUCAUGGAAGACGAGGAGGGAAGGAGCUCAAGAUGGUUAUGAUAGUGAGAGUGAUGAUGAUGAGGAGGAUGAGAAAGAUUUCUCUCAGAAUGUAACAAAUGAGAAAAAUGGUGAUGACCGCAUAAUACUGCGCUUAAGAGAUGUCAAAGGUUUAACAUGUGAGUAUUUGGACAGUUUUGGCUGUUUAUGCCCAAAUAUCAGAUCCAUAUCUGUGAAUGCUGAAGACGAAGAGGACCUUGGAGGUAGAAAUCUUGCGUCUCUUUUAGCCACGGGGCUGCAGUCGUGGUCUGGUCAGCUGAGAAGCCUCUCUGUGCACCACCAAGGCCCUCUCCUGGAUCUCCUUCCAGCGUUGCAAGUGUCAGGUUCCUCUCUCAUCUCUCUCACUUUGGAAGGAGUGAGAACAAACCGUCACUCUCCUCUCCUGGAGCUCAUCCGGGCAUGUCCCAAACUCAAAGUCUUACUCAUCAGUGCAGGGCCUCCCCACGCGUUGCUGGAUCAAGAGCCGGAUGAACGCGAGCUUCCAAGUCUGCCGAACCUUUGCUCUCUGACACUCAAUUUCUCAUAUGAAAACAACCAAAUGCGGCCCCCCAUGUACUGGAUGUCCCUAGUGAACGUGGUUCGUUGCCUCCUGACUGGUUCCCCUUUACUCCAGAGGGUCUCUUUGGUGUCUUUACCGUGUCCACUGAACAACAUCCUGCAACGUGUACUGCGCUGCGGCGACCUACACCCGCAUUUUGGAGCUUCUAAUACCUCUCUUCCCAUCCCACUUGGACGAGUACAACAUCUUGACCUGCAAAGAACAGAUGUGAAGAUGAUUACCGUGAAAAACAUAAUACAGCAGAGCAAGAGACUGAAGUGUGUAGAUUUGAGUCGCUGCUGGAAAAUCAGUUACCAAGAGUGGGCAGACUGCAAAAGGUUAAGUACAGUAAAAGUUAUCUGGCUGUAGCCAGGAUGCAUGCAGAUUUUAAUGUAAUUGAAAUGACUGCAUUUUUAAUUGAGCUAUUUAAACGGCAAAGCAGGCUUUUCCGAACUGAAAAUCCUGCUGUGUAUGUGGACAUCAAAAGGCAACUUUGCCACGAGCGUACAGUAAAUACUGUACAUUUACAUUUCAUGCUGCACAGUUGAUUAUGCUGGGUUGCAAAAAAAAAAAACUAAAUUGUUUUUAAACUCUUUUAGGACAACUAAGCAUCACUGAAUCUGAAAAUUUCAGAUUUAAUGCCAAGUUGUUGAGUUUAUUAAUCAAAUUUGACCAACGUUGUUUCCUGUAAAUUGAAUAGUUGACAUUGAUGAAAGUAAUCAUCAUCACUGUUAAAAAUUCAAGGCAUGAACCUCCAUUUAUUUGAACCUCUAAUGCAAAACAUCUGUACAGUACAUGUAAACAAAUGCGGCCAUAGUUCAUAAAGUUGAUGUUAUUGAUCAAAAACAAUAUUUCUAGAUUCAGCACAUCAGAAUUGUCCUGAAUUAUCUUUACAAAAAUCUUAGAUAAUAAAUUUGUAUUUUACCAGUUAUAGAUAGUGUUGAAUUAAAAAUACUGUACCAGAUUACUAUAAUCCAAAUACUAAAAACUAACUCUGUUAAAUGUAGGUAUUUGUGAUUAUUUUUUUUAAAUUAUGAUGUGAAUAGUUCUGUCUCUGUAAGUCGAGCAUGUUGUCCAGUGACUGAAGAGUAAUUGGUUUGAAUCCCGGUGCCGACUGUCCGCUUGUCGAAGUGUCCUUGAGCAAGACAAUGAACCCCUAAUUUGCUCCCAGUGGGGUUGGCAGCGCCUUGCGUGGCAGCAGUCGGCCGUUGGUGUAUGAGAGGGUGAAUGUAAAGCACUUUUGGCAGUGUGAUGGUGCUGGUGUGAUGGUUACUAUAUGUAAAUGUACUUUGGGAAUUUUGAUACAUUUUGUGGAAAAGCCAUCUAUCCAUUUCCUACAGCGCUUACCAUGAGCUUUUCCAGGCCCUCUUUGGAAUACUCAAUCUUCUUUUUUUUUUUUCCUGUUGGCUCGUCCCGUUAGGUGUCGCCACAGCGUGUCAUCUUUUUCAUUCUAAGCCUAUCUUGUGCAUAUUCCACUGUUUUAAUGUUUUCCUUCACAACAUCCAUCAACCUUCUCUUUGUCUUCCUCUUGCUUUUUUGCCUGGCAGCUCCAUCCUCAGCACCCUUCUACCAAUAUACUCACUCUCUCGCCUCUGGACAUGUCCAAACCAUUGAAGUCUGCAGUCUCGAACCUUGUCUCUAAAACAUCCAAAUUUGGCUGUCCCUCUAAUGAGCUAAUUUCUAAUCCUAUUCAUCCUGCUCACCCCGAGGGACAACCUCAAAAUCCUCAUUUCUGCCACCUCCAGCUCUGCUUCCUGUUGUUUCUUCAGAGCCACCAUAUCUAAUCCGUACAUCAUUGCCGGCCUCACAACUGUUUUAUACAUUUUGCCCUUCAUCCUAGCACAGACCCUUCUGUCACAUAGAACACCUGACACCUUCCGCCAGCUGUUCCACCCUGCUUGGACCCGUUUCUUCACUUCCUUACCACAUUCACCAUUGCUCUGGAUUGUUGACCCCAAGUAUUUGAAGUCGUCCACCCUCACUAUCUCUUCUCCCAGGAACUUCACUCUUCCUCCUCAGCCCCUCUCAUUUUUACUGCAUUUCAUCUUAGUUUUUUUGUUUGUAGGUAGGAAUAAACUGACUUUUUUUUUUCUUUAGCUUGGAAAUGUUUCAGAUGGUCAGUUACUGUACAGCAACACUCCUCUGUUUGAAUGAUUAUGUCGUACAUGUUAGUAGUGUAUUUUCAAUGUACUACUGACUCCAUUCACCUUUAUAACUCCUAUUAGUAACCAGAGAGGGAGGAGUAGAUUGUAUUUUAUACACAGUACAUUAGCAUUCUUGAAAGUCAUUUUGUGUUAUUUUGUUUUAGAUUUUUACAUUGCUUUUCUGUCAAAACUCCCAAGGUCCGUUUGUGGUAUUUUCUCUACUUCCAUGCGUUCCACUGAUUAGCUGUAGUAAGGCUUGCCAUCUGAUUACGAUUGCACUCAUUUCCAACUACGUGGCAACCUGUUUGUGCAGUCACAAUACAGACAGAGAGGUGUGCACAUCUCCCAGCAGCUCAACACGAUCACUAUCUGCAAACAGAAAGCCAGCAUGGUAGGAAUGAAGAGGAUUUGUGCUGACUUUUUUUCUUAACCUUGUAACCAUGGGGAUACCAUUGUAAGUGCUAAUUCUUUUUAUGCAGUCCCCCCCCCCCCCCCCCCAGUUUUCAAAGCUUGUAACUAUUCCACUUUUCUCACUCACGUUCUCACAAAAACUUGAUCUGAUUGAUAAAAGCUGAGAUUAGUUUUGGAUUCCGCCCCCCAAAAUUCAUUCGAAACAGCUGUCAGACCAAGCUCAGCAAAAAUUGUGUUCCGCAGUGUUCGGAAUACUUGCACAUUAAACUGAUGACUGUUUAUUUCAGUUAAUUAUGACUAUUUGAUUGGAUUUGAACGUCAGAAAACAGGUAAAACUGUUGAUUAUUCCAAAGGAGAAGCUGAUGCUCGAAAAUGUCUUAUUCUGAUGAAACAUCAACAAUAACAGACUGCUGUCAUGAAAGAUGGAAAUCUGACAAUAAUUAUUAAGAGGCUGAAAUCUGAUGAUUUCAACAAUUUUAAGUGAAACAAUCGCUGCUCUAAGCAAUGUAUUGAUUAUUAAAUCAUAUAUUGAUUAAUUGGCACACCUCAAAUGCAAUCGCAUGUUAUGAGAAAAUGUAAUAUUUGCCCUGUGUAAUGUAAAUAAUAUUUUCGCAUAAAAUGCAAUUGAGUUACACCUUUUAAUUUAACUACUGUAUUAAUUUAAACAUAUAUAUAUGU
Syngnathoides biaculeatus (alligator pipefish) is the source of this 4999-nucleotide messenger RNA. RefSeq lists its product as uncharacterized. Lineage: Eukaryota; Metazoa; Chordata; Actinopteri; Syngnathiformes; Syngnathidae. Bases 264 to 2135 code for a protein of 623 amino acids. The transcript is spliced from 5 exons. The record is from RefSeq and is a predicted model, not a curated record.